AUGUUGGGUGAGGGCCAAUUAGAUGACCAGAUUCAUGAUAAGCCUAUCUUCAGUCAACCUGCGUUGAUUGAGGCUCAGAAAGCAGCAGAGGACUUGAAGAAGUUGUUUGAUGUUGCUCUACCAGCAGGAGAAGCUGAAAAGGUGUCACAGUGCUACUUCACAAAAUGUGAUGUGUUAAUGCGAAAGUGGUGUCCAGCUGGGCGUCCAGCAGAUGAAGACUGGGCAGUGGUAAAUCAGAUUGUAGUUCCCCCGGAGUAUAGGCAGGAGAUUUUAAGGUUGUCUCAUGAUAUUCCAGUGGCAGGACAUCUUGGUGUGAGAAAGACUGUUGCCAGAAUUGAGGCUCAUUUUCACUGGCCGGGACUCCGCAAAGAUGUAUCUGAGUAUAGAUCUUGUCAUGCCUGUCAAGUGGUGGGGAAGCCUCAACAUCGAAUCAAGCCAGCACCACUUAUUCCCAUUCCUGUUAGUCAGGAACCAUUCAGUCGUGUUCUGAUAGAUUGUGUGGGCCCUCUACCCAAGACUAGGACUGGUUCUCAGUACUUGUUGACUAUCAUGGAUACAACGACUCGCUUUCCUGAAGCAUUCCCAUUGAGAAAUAUCAAGGCCAAGACAGUGAUUGAUGCCCUCCUGAUGUUUUUCACACGUUAUGGUCUCCCACAUGAGAUCCAGUCAGAUCAGGGCUCAAAUUUCACGUCAAAUGUAUUUCAAGAAGUGAUGUAUCAACUUGGAAUCAAGCAGAUUAACUCAUCUGCUUACCACCCGCAGUCACAGGGUGCUCUUGAGAGGUACCACCAAACCUUGAAGACAAUGAUCAAGUCUUACUGUUUGGAGAAUAGUGGAGAUUGGGACAAGGGUAUCCCAUUUUUGUUGUUUGCCUCCAGAGAUACUCCUAAUGACUCCACAGGGUUCACCCCCUUUGAACUGGUGUUUGGUCAUGAACCAAGAGGACCAUUGAAGGUAGUGAAAGAGCAACUCUUGUCUGAGAUGAAGGAGGAAAGUGAGAAUGUGUUGGACUAUGUAUCACAAUUCCGUGAAAGACUAUCGAGGGCGUGUGAGUUGGCAGGACAACAUUUGAAGUCAUCUCAGGUUGUGAUGAAGGCUCGUGCUGAUAAAAAGGCAGAAUCUCGCUCCUUUGAGCAUGGUGACAAAGUUCUAGUGUUGUUACCAAUGCCAGGUGAACCACUCAGAGCUAAAUUUAGUGGACCGUACAUGGUGGAGAGAAAGUUGGGUAAGGAGACAUAUCUUGUGAGCACUCCAGAUAGGAGGAAGACUAAGAGAGUUUGUCACAUUAACAUGCUGAAGAAAUAUUAUGACCAUGAGGAUAGAGUGCCAGUUGCUGUUGUGUGUGAAGAAACAGUUGACAGUGAUCCAGAUAUGCUUGAAUUCACAGAGGAAGCAGAUUUUGGAUCUGGGAUGUCUGGUAAGGUGAACAAUUCCCAGGUGAUGGCAAAUCCUGCUGAGGUAUUGGGUCAUUUGUCUGAGCAGGAACAGCAUGAUGUGAUAGAGAUUCUGUGUGAGUACCCUGCAGUGUGUACAGAUAAGUUAGGUUGUACUCUGCGAACGGUACAUGAUGUAGAUGUAGGAGAUAGUUUGCCCAUCAAACAGCAUCCUUAUAGAUUGAAUCCUAGAAAGAAACAUCAGGUGCAGACAGAGCUUCAGUAUAUGCUAGACUGUGGUAUCGUUGAGCCAAGUCAGAGCUGCUGGAGUUCACCUGUAGUCCUUGUUCCCAAGCCUGAUGGAAGUCAGCGCUUUUGCAUUGAUUAUAGGAAAGUUAAUGCUGUGACUAAGCCUGACUCGUUUCCCCUACCCCGUAUUGAGGAUUGCAUAGACCAAGUAGGUAGUGCGAAGUUCAUCACAAAGCUUGAUCUCAUGAAAGGGUACUGGCAAGUACCCCUUUCAAGAAGGGCGAAGGAGGUUUCUGCUUUCGUGACUCCCCAAGGGUUAUUUCAGUGUAGAGUUAUGCCCUUUGGCAUGAGAAAUGCCCCAGCAACAUUUCAGCGGCUUAUGACUGAUGUCAUUGCGGGACUUGACAAUGUAGUGGUGUAUAUUGAUGAUAUCCUGGUUUUCAGUGAUACAUGGUCAGAUCACCUAGCUUACCUGAGAGACUUGUUUGACAGACUGACCAAGGCUGGUCUUGUUGUGAACUUGGCCAAGUGUGAAUUUGCUAAAGCCACCGUCACAUACUUGGGUCAUGAGGUUGGACGGGGACAUGUUGUCCCGCGGCAAGCAAAGGUCCAAGCUAUCGUGGAAUUUCCUGCCCCUUCAUCCAAGAAGGAAGUGAUGAGAUUUCUUGGGAUGUGCGGGUUUUACCGCAAGUUUGUUCCAAACUUCAGUGACCUUGUUGCACCCCUCACUGACCUUCUCAAGAAGGGAAUUAAGUUUGAGUGGUCAAGCUCAUGUGAGAUAGCAUUUCAGAAGUUAAAGGCAGUUCUAAUGUCAAAACCAGUGCUGGAUGCUCCCAAUUUCCAGAAGCCUUUUCAGCUUGCCACUGACGCCAGUGAUGUAGGAGUUGGUGCUGUUCUCCUACAGAUGGAUGACAUGGGUCUCCUGAAACCCAUUAGCUACUUUUCCAAGAAGCUCAACCCACACCAGCGAAGAUAUUCUACUAUAGAGAAGGAGUGCCUUGGUCUCGUCUUGGCAGUUCAGCACUUCGACGUGUACAUUAGCAACUCUUCAGAGGUUUCAGGAAGAGAUCAACCUCUGAGGACCCGUUUGGUUGGUGGAAGUGGAUCCUUUGAAGGGAGAGUUGAGGUUCUCUACCAAGGUGCAUGGGGUACAGUGUGUGACGAUCUGUGGGGUUUAGAUGACGCCCACGUCGUUUGCCACACACUGGGAUAUCUACGUGCUUCUGCUUAUGACCGCAGCGCAAACUUUGGCCAAGGCACGGGGGAAAUUAUCCUGGAUAAUGUGCAGUGCACUGGAUCUGAGUCAAACAUCGCCUUCUGUGAACACAACGGUUACCUAUCUCACAACUGUGGGCAUUAUGAGGAUGCCGGGGUCACGUGUGAUGGCAUAGAACCUCUGAGGACCCGUUUGGUUGGUGGAAGUGGAUCCUUUGAAGGGAGAGUUGAGGUUUACUACCAAGGUGCAUGGGGUACAGUGUGUGACGAUCUGUGGGGUUUAGAUGACGCCCAUGUAGUUUGUCACACAUUGGGAUAUCCAAAUGCUUCGGCUUAUUCCAGCAGCGCAAACUUUGGCCAAGGCACGGGGGAAAUUAUCCUGGAUAAUGUGCAGUGCACUGGAUCUGAGUCAAACCUCGCCUUCUGUCAACACAACGGUUACCUAUCUCACAACUGUGUGCAUUCUGAAGAUGCUGGGGUCACGUGUGACGGCAUUGCUCAAAAGAACGCCUACUCGGAUACUUGUGAACCCGCGUUUAAAACGCCAAGGCUAAGACAGAUGUAUGCGCGUAACGAGUAA
Messenger RNA from Strongylocentrotus purpuratus (purple sea urchin), 3417 nucleotides. RefSeq lists its product as uncharacterized. Gene Ontology annotation, biological process: DNA integration. Gene Ontology annotation, cellular component: membrane. The transcript has 5 exons. Gene Ontology annotation, molecular function: nucleic acid binding. The record is from RefSeq and is a predicted model, not a curated record. The coding region runs from base 1 to 3417 and encodes 1138 amino acids. Lineage: Eukaryota; Metazoa; Echinodermata; Echinoidea; Camarodonta; Strongylocentrotidae.